CUGUGUCGGUGCGUCCAAAGCCGUGCCGAAGAGGGGACAAGGCGAGUCCUGUUGUUUUUCUUUCACUACAACUCGUCUGGCAAAAGGAAAAGACAUAACAAAGUCGACGCUAACCACCUUCCCCCCUCCCUCCUUCAACCUUACUCUCAACGUAUAUCGUCGCCACUCCCGUCACCCACCGUCACCACGGUCGCCACCACCGUCACCACCUUUUCCCCGCUUGCCACCAACGCCGCCGAGGACCAUCACUCGGGCAGUCCACAUACCGCGUCGUCACCAUCACUACCACCAUCACUUCGUCCACAUAGCCAUCGCCACCAACCAUGGCUCCGCUCCUCAAGCCUGCAGACUCCUUCAACUCGUCGUCGGCGACUAUCCGGCCCGACCGCGAGGAGCGCGACCUCCCUCGUCCCAACCUCGGCGGCGCUGGUGCCGGCCUCGGACCGACCGACAGCAUUGGGAGGGACUUUGAGUCGCUCCUCGGCGGGCGGCUCGGCGUGCUCCAGAGCGACUCGGCGCUCGGAGACCAGUCCUUACUCGAUCGCUAUCUUCAUGGCUUUGGACAGCUGCCAUCCGAGGUCGGCACCACUGGCACGGGCACGAUCGACCCCGCUGCGGCCGGCCUCGCGCGCCAGCCGUCAGAGUUCAACCCGAUGGCCUUCCUCAACGAGUCGACGACGAACGACACCUUCUUUGCCCAGGUCGGCCUCGACCCACCUUCGGGCUUCGUGCCGCCCGAGACCCCAGCGCCAGCGUCAGCGUCAGCAGCCCCUGCCGCGCCCACUGAGGACGUCUUCCGCCCUCGUUCCGCUGCGAGCAACCACUCGCGCGUGUCGCUGUCGAGCACGGAUGUGGAUGACUCUGGCUUCUACACGACCGACAUGGACACGGACGACAACUCUGUGGCAGGAGACUUCCAGCCUUCCCCGUCUCCGCUCUUAGAGCUGAACGCGCUCAAUCUCGGCGCGACCGCUGUGCCCUGGGGCGGCAGCGGUGCGCCAACGACCAUCGCGCCGGAUGCUGAAGCGCUGGGGUCGAGCGCAGCGAACGCCGGCGCGUCGUCGAGGCGGCUGGGAGCGAAGCGCAGCGUGCGUAAUGUCGAUGGGUCUGACCCCGAGGAGCAGAGACGUAUCGACAGGCUUGAGCACCGGCGAAGCAUCAAUCGCCGCUCGGCACAGAAGCACCGCCUGCGGCGAAAGGAGGAACUCGAGACGCUCACGCGCGAGAUUACUGAGCGCGAUGCCAAGAUCCAGACGCUGGAGAAGGAGCUCGCCGUCACCAAGGCCCAGCUGUCGCAGUUGGCCAGCUUUGUCCGAGAGCAUGUACAGAUUCCCAACCGAAACGCCGCCGCCGCAGCUGCUGCCGGCGUCCCCCGCCCGACCUAGAUAUGAGCGAUGAAACCGAACAAUGGAACCGAGUCGAGUCAAAACGCUAUACCGCAGAAAUCAAGUGUCGAUACCAGACAAAUCUUGUACCCCGCCGAGGAGGUCGGUCGGAGGCAGAGGCGCGCCGAGUCGCGAAAGCCGUUGCGACUCUGGCGCGUGGUGUCUCGUCAAGUGUCGCCUGUUACUUGUGCCGCAGGUCGUCGAGCCGUUAUGCAAACUGUGUGAUGGGU
Molecule: messenger RNA, 1615 nt
Organism: Vanrija pseudolonga
Lineage: Eukaryota; Fungi; Basidiomycota; Tremellomycetes; Trichosporonales; Trichosporonaceae
Exons: 5
Coding region: 324-1385 (353 amino acids)
Biological process (GO): regulation of DNA-templated transcription
Molecular function (GO): DNA-binding transcription factor activity
Source: RefSeq, a predicted model, not a curated record